UUUAUCAGAAUCCAAUCUCAGUGAAGUGGGUAGUCGCUGGAGUGUGCUGCUAACCUUGGCUGUACUGGUCGAAACGCUGGCAGGAUUUCUUAAGACACGCAUUAACAAAAUCAAAACACAUCAUUUUUCAAAAAAGAAGAGAACGAAAAAAACAUAAAAUACUUAAAAGGCAAUAAAUAAAAAACGACCAAUCACCGAAGUAAAAGUGUGCCCAGUGUGUGUGUGUGAUGUUUUAGAAGCUCAAAAACAGUAAUUAAAUAACGAAGAGAGAGAUAUGAAAAUGCUAACUUUUUCAUUUUUUACUGUUUAGAAGACAAGUUUAAUGAAGUAAAAACAAAAAAAAAGAUAAACAUAAAACGCAAGACAUUCCAGUGGCUGUGUGAGCGUAUCUCCGAGAGAGCAGACUUUUCCAGAAGUGGGUAAGGGAAUUUCAUCUCGAAUGAGCUUUCGGGGUUGACAGCACUGGGGACUCAACGGUCAAACCUACUACGGAACUGUUGGAACAACCACAAUGUAAUAUAAAAAGGGCGUAAUCCCGCAGACGUUUAAGAAGAUGAGGCAUUAAAGAACAGUCAUUGUGGGGAUUAGUUUUUGUUUUUUAAGAAUCCAAAAAUGAUUCCACCAAGCAACACGUUAGAGGAUGCAGACACCAUAGAAAAAAACCAACAUGAGCAGCUGGAGCAGCCACAGUCACCGACCUCAGCAGUAAGUCAGCAGGAAUCGAAGCUCCAGAAGCUGAAGAGAUCCCUAUCCUUCAAAACCAAGAGCUUGAGGAGUAAGAGUGCAGAAAACUUUUUCCAAAGAACUAACAGUGACAUGAAGCUGCAGGUGGACUUGUUAUCCAAAGUGAGCACCAGCACUGGGCAGCUGUCCACCUUGGGCAGCUUGAUCUCUUCACCCAGCAAGAGCCCGAAUCAGGUGGACUUCAGGGCGCACAGCUUCAUAGAGCACAUAUUCAAGAAACCCACCUUCUGUGAUGUAUGCAACCACAUGAUUGUCGGCACCAACACCAAACAUGGACUGCGCUGCAAGGCAUGCAAAAUGACCAUCCAUCACAAAUGUGCGAACAGUGCUGGGGAACAGCACUGCAUGGGCAAACUGCCAAAGGGAUUUCAGCGUUACUACAGCUCCCCGCUGCUCAUCCAGGAACAGUUUGGCUGCAUCAAAGAGGUGAUGCCCAUCGCCUGCGGCAGUAGGGUUGACCCAGUGUACGAGACUCUGCGCUUUGGGACCUCACUGGCGCAGAAAUCGAGGAGGACUGGGAGCACUGGGAGCGGGUCUGAAUCCCCCCACCGCAACUCUAGCUUUGACCUGGCUGAAGUACCCGAGGAAGCAGAUGCUCAUGGCAGCCUUGCCGGCCCCACCAGGAAACGCUGUGACAGUGACAGUGUAUUUACUUCACUAGAAAAUGGAACAGAACACUUUCACACUGAAGAAAAGAAGCAGGGGAACUCACUGGCAAAAAGACAACAUAAGGAUUUAUUACAGCUGAACACCUAUGUUGCCUUGUUCAAAUUUAUACCGCAGGAGAACGAAGACUUAGAAAUGAGACCAGGGGACAGAAUUAUUCUACUAGAUGACUCUAAUGAAGACUGGUGGAAGGGUACAAUUGAAGACCGGGUUGGAUUUUUUCCAGCAAACUUUGCAGACCAGGUGAAGACAGGCGAGAAAGUUUACCGAUGCACAAGAACUUUCAUCGGCUGCAAAGAACAAGGCCAGAUCAUACUGAAAGAGGGCCAGAUUUGCGUGGCCAACAAACAAGAAAACAAUGGCUUUAUCAAAGUGUCCAGUGGGAAGAAGAAGGGAUUUGUGCCCUUUGAUGUCUUAGAAAACAUUUGAUCUGAUGAAGCAGAUCCUUGUGGAGAAGAAAUCCUUGAGGCCGGUGACGCGUGCCCUCGUUUUUCACACUGUGUCGGCAGUUCUUUUGCAGACAAGAAAGAAUAUCGUGGAAACAUAAAAAAAGGCAAACAAAAGGCACUGCUUACAAAAUCCUCUGGAUAAAGAGCAAAUCUGAAAAAGAAGAUGGACUUUGAAAACCUCCACUUAGUGGUGGCUACUGUAUUGUACUGCGUCAUUUAGGAAUUGACUUAUUUCUUAGCUACUCUAAUGACAUGGCUUUUUAGAGCGCUCAGCACAGAUGAAUGUCCAAAGUCUGACCAUGUCUUGUUUAUCACUAGUUCCUUAUCUGUAGAAACGUACAUUAUGUGUCUGUCGUGUGUGGGAAUACUUAACAAAGUGUGUCUCUCUUGGUUGUCUACAUUGUAUGAAGCUUUACAGUUCUGAGGCAGAUCUGACACCCCCUAUAUUUAAAAUACUCUCAGUAACUGGACAUUUUUGUAAGGUAUAACACUGUUUUAAAUGUGAGUUUUUGAAGUCUUGCCUAGUGGUUUCUAAAACUGAUCUAUUUGUACAACCUAGUGUUUUUGUUUAGAACAAUUUUUACAUUUACAUGUAAUAAGUGAUAAAUGAACAAAUUAUUUGAACAAGCUUUUUGAAUGGUCUCUCAUCUCAUGCAUACUCUUUCAUGCACAUAAAUACCAGUUAUAAUGUAAUGCUAUUUAGUGUCUCUCCUUUGAUUCGAAAUAACUACCUCUGAUCGAAAUUUGGAGUCAACAGUUAAUUGGUAAUAUUUUCCUUAUUAUAUCUAGAUACAGAAGUUAUGAAAUACAUAAUUAAUAACCUUAAGAAAGAUGGGCAAUAAGGAGAUAGACCUCUAAGUAAAUAAUAAAAUACCAUAAAUGUCAGUUUUUUGAUCGGCAAUACAUAUUUAGAUUUAAAGAGUUAAACGCGCUAUUGUUUCAUGGCCUUGGAGCUUGAAGAAGCCACAACAUUUAGUAUGAUGCUUUUUAGAAAAUAAUAAUAAUAAUAAUAAUAAUAAUAAUAAUAAUAAUAAUAAUAAUAAUAAUAAUAAUAAUAAUAGACUUCUAUUUGGGGACCCUAAUCUGUAGAGUAUAUCUAAAUAAUCCAAUGUACAGUAAAUAUGUGUUUUUCUGAUUUAUGCCAGCAAUGGUGACAGAACCUGGUUUACUCUGUAUUUCUAAAACAACAUUUUAUCAGAAUAAUAUCACUGAACCAUGUGUUAUCUGAGGUUAAUGUGUUAGCUGUAUAACUGGUAUUGAGUUAUCUGUAAUGUGCUGAAUUUACAAGAUGCUAAAUCUAUAAUACACUUGUUAGAUUUAGGAUUACAUUUAGAAGUGAUCUACUUUGCAUUUAACAAUGACAUUUUCUAUAUUGACUUCGAUAUUUAAGACAUGCAUUUGAAAUCAAGUGCCCAAAUCACAAAGCUUUAACUUAAAAUAACUGCUCUUCAUUUCUAGUCGCAUGCCAUUGACAUGAUAUAGGCUAGAUCAUCCAAUGCCAUCCAAUAUUAGUAAGCGCCACCACCACCUAUCGAACAGCACUGUACUGAAAACAAAACUACAGGAAACCUGUUUCCAUGGUGGCAGACCACUAGAUGGUGCUGGUUCUUAUUUCUGUAAAGACACUAGAACUGAAGAGUACAUCCUGAACUCAGAUGAGAGCACCAAAAGAGAAAAAAAAAAACCUAAGAAAAUAAAUCACAUUUUCUUUGAAUAAAUAAGGUUCACUAUUAGUCAAAUUAUUCUUAAAUGGUCUGAAGUUCCAUGCAUGUUUUAUUUAUUUCACUCAAAUAGACUUCUUUAAAUAACUACGGAGUUAGAGCUUUGUGACUAGGGCCCAAUGCUACCUUUCAUUCUUUAGUCAAGAAAUGAAUACAAAUAUAUUGUAAUCAAAAGUGUUGAUAGGAGCUAGAUUGUUUUGUCUAGGUCCUACAAUUGAUUUGUAUUUAAUUUUGAAUCUAACUCUUACACUGUCUUUAGUCUGCAACUACAGUGGCACGUUAUGCAUAAAAAUAAAAAAAAAACUCCUCAAUCUAAAACAGUCUUCCAACUUUCUGGCAAUAUGUCCUGUAAUAUGUUCUGCCUCAGGGCUGUCUUUUGCCUCCUUAGCUAUACAAUGUGUAGUGAGUCAGUAGCCUGUGGUGAUACUAUUCAAUACUGCUUUUGAUAUAUAACUGUCCUUCAACAGUUAUUUGUAACAGAACUGUGGCUACAUUUUUUAAUAAUCAGGAACUGUAUAUUGUUAAAAAGCUGCCAGUAGUGUUUGGCAGCAAUGUCAUUCUCAUGAUUGGUAUAUAGUGUGGUAGAGUAGGGUGAGGAAAGAUGUAGUCCAGGGGUUGAUGCAGGACUACACACCCCAGAAUGCCAUGGGGUUGGCUCUAGUUAAGCAGGCAGGUAUAAAUAAGCAGGUCAAACUGUGUUUGAAAAGUCUGUGUGAAGACUAAGGCCGGUGUAAAGCCUGUGUGUGUGGAGACCUG
This is a messenger RNA of Acipenser ruthenus (sterlet), 4336 nucleotides long. RefSeq names its product SH3 and cysteine-rich domain-containing protein-like. Gene Ontology annotation, molecular function: transmembrane transporter binding. The transcript is spliced from 11 exons. Gene Ontology annotation, biological process: positive regulation of voltage-gated calcium channel activity; positive regulation of protein localization to plasma membrane; skeletal muscle contraction. NCBI's taxonomy places the organism in Eukaryota, Metazoa, Chordata, Actinopteri, Acipenseriformes, Acipenseridae. The record is from RefSeq and is a predicted model, not a curated record. The coding region runs from base 613 to 1839 and encodes 408 amino acids. Gene Ontology annotation, cellular component: extrinsic component of cytoplasmic side of plasma membrane.